AUGCCCGGGAUAGGGGCAGUGGGAGCGCGGUGCAGGCACCGGCCGAGGAGGAGCCCCAGGAAGGACCCCGAGGCCGAGGCGGGCCAGGCCGGGGCCGCCAUGGACGCAGCGAUCUGGAUCUAUCAGUUCCGGCUGAUCGUGCUGGGCGACUCCACCGUGGGCAAGUCCUGCCUCCUGCACCGCUUCACCGAGGGCAGCUUCCCCGGGCCGCUGCACUGCGACCCCACCGUGGGGGUGGACUUCUUCUCCCGCCUGGUGGAGAUCGAGCCCGGCAAGCGGGUCAAGCUGCAGCUGUGGGACACGGCGGGGCAGGAGCGGUUCAGAUCAAUAACACGAUCUUAUUACCGCAAUUCUGUUGGCGGCUUACUGGUGUUUGACAUCACAAACCGGCGAUCUUUUGAACAUGUGAAAGACUGGCUAGAAGAAGCUAAAAUGCAUGUACAGCCAUUUCAAAUUGUGUUUCUGUUAGUUGGACAUAAAUGUGAUUUAGUGUCACAGCGUCAAGUGACAAGAGAAGAAGCUGAAAAACUUUCAUCUGCCUGUGGUAUGAAAUACAUAGAAACCUCAGCAAAAGAUGCCACAAAUGUUGAAGAAUCCUUUACGAUUCUGACCCGAGACAUAUAUGAACUUGUAAAGAAAGGAAAAAUUUCUAUACAGGAUGGAUGGGAAGGUGUUAAAAGUGGCUUUGUUCCAAAUGUUGUCCAUUCAUCAGAGGAGGCUGUAAAGCCUAGAAGACGAUGCAUCUGCUGAACUCAUAGCAUGCCAAAGGCAUAUCAGGUGUUUAGAGAAUGAUACCAACAUAAAUAACAUAAUUCUGAAGACAUAAUAGAUCAUGAUGUAGCUGAAUCACCAAAAUAUAAUUCAUUUUUGUAUCAUUUUGUCUAAUUCAUAACUUCAUAACAUUUAAAGUGCUUUUUUCCCACAGAACAAUAACUUUGAGCAGUCUUCAAGAAAAUAAAUUAGAUAUUGCUUAAGGAAAAAUAUGUGCUAAGUAGCAAGAUGAUGAGAAAGUGCAAUAAUCAUCAUGGUAACAUCCUUUAUGGGCUUUGUAUUUUGAACAGAGUUUAAAAUCAAGCUCUUGUAUAUAGGCCAAGUGCUGAUAAGCUCGUUGCUCCAAAUCAUCCUGCCUCCAUUUUGGGAUAAAAAAUAUUAUAACCUGUACUUUUUUAAUUGUGAUUCUUCAUUCAUGAAGAAUGGAUUUGCUAAAAGACAGCUAAGAUUUAGAGCACUGUCGAAUUUCAUAAUAUAAAUCACUUUGAAGAAAGCAAACUGAAAGAUUGCUCCAUCAGCAAACACUUUUGUUAUGACUGUGAAUACAAGCCUUACUAAAGAAAAAGAAUGUAUUUGAGAAGACUAAUAUAUUUAUAUCCUAAAACAGGGAAUAGAAGAAAUGAAGUUUAGUAUGAAAUAUUUUCUGAAUCACCAGUGUAACUAGAUGUAAUACAACAAAUGGUAUAGCCAUUAUUCUAGAUGCAUAGAAAAUAGGUUUUCCAACUACUAGAUACCAAGAAAGUAAUUUAAAAUUUGUGAAGUGUAAAAUUUUUGUUAAAAUAGGAGUUGCUAUAGGCAAGUACGAUGGUUGUGUAUUUUAAGGAAUCAGUUUACACUUCUGAACUAUAAUAAUUAAUUCAUCCAUGAAAAUAUUUAUCACAGUUGAUAACCUAAUAUUUAUAGGGCCAGAUCCUCAGCUGGGAUAAUUGGCAUAAAGUUAUGCCAAUUACACAAGGUGAAGAUCUUGUCCACUAGCUUUAGAGAAUAAUUCUGAUUCUGACUAGGAGUAAGAUUCAAGAAAAUAUUUAGGGCUAUGUCCUAAGGGGACUCCUGCCCUGAAUAUGGAGAAAAUAGGGAUUGGUUUAUUCUCAGACACUUUUUGUCAAAUUGUGGUCCACAGAAUGAAAGGUUCUGAGAAUCUUGCAGUUGGGAAUUGGCCUGUUGGGAGGGGAGAGAGUCCAUAAGAGGAUUUCACUCUUAAAAGGUAGACAUAGAAUGAAAAAAGUUGGAGUAUCCCUGUUCUAAGAAAACAAAGAACACUGAAUCUUAAACUAAGAAAUUUGACCCAGCAAACCUGCUGCAUUUUAACUGACCUUGGGCUCACCUUCGUAACUACCUAUGGGCAUAACAAUACUUGCUUUGUGCAGAAUAUUCCUCUAUGUGUCACUUAUAUGCCAAGUAACCCGAUGUCACUUGUAUCCUGGUGGCAAAACAGAUGGAUGGCGAUGAGCGCUUACCUCUGAAUCAACUGCACUAAAAAUCCCUUGACUUCAAAUGGCAUUGAACGGAACUCUUCAAGGGCCUUAUUCCCAUUUAUAUUAAGGCCCCUUUAUGCUGGCAGAGUGAUAUAAAGGGACCUUAGCAUAAAUGGGAAUCUGGCCUAAGAUUCUAGUGCCAUACUAUCAGGGGCUGCUCUAGACAUUUCGCUGCCCCAAGCAUGGCGUCAUGCCGCGGGGGGCGCUUUGCCAGUCGCCAAUCCCACAGCUCUGGUGGACCUCCCAAAGGCGUACCUGUGGAGGAUCCUCUGGUCUCGCGACUUCGGGAGGACCCUUCGCAGGUAUGCCACCGAAGGCUGCCUGCCUGCCGCCCUCCAGGCAACUGGCAGAGCGCCCCCCGUGGCAUGCCACCUCAAGCACGCGCUUUGCAUGCUGGGGCCUGGAGCCGCCCCUGCAUACUAUAGCAGUUAAUAUAAAUCUGCUGUGUGCCGUGAACUAAACUAUUCCUGUGUAUUACAUGCUGCUAGAGGCAAGGUGCCUGAUUCUCCACUGACUUUCACCUUUUAGAGCUUGUCAAUACAAACACUUAGUUUACAGCUAGCUGAGGUGGUGCAGCACGUUAAGGGUAUGUCUACAUUGCAAAGGAAACCCCAUGGCAUUGAGUCUCAGAGCCCAAGUCAACUGCCUCAGGCUUGCGGGACUCAGGCUGCAGGGCUAAAAAUAGCAGCAUAUCAUUUGGGCUGGUGCCAUGCCCCCCGCUUUUUAACAUGGGUUUAGUUUGGGGGGGCAGGGUUGGUCUCGGGCUUACAGUUUGGGGGGGCAAUACUGCCACCAAGCGCAGCCCAUGCCAGCACCACUCCGCACCUGCAUGAGGCUUGCAGUUUGGGGGGGCAACGCUGCUCCCUGCUACCCAAAAUAUGAGCAUGUUAAAAUAGGGGAGUGCAUAGCCCCCUGGUUCCAGCAUCGCCCUCCCACUGUUACAAAGAUUCCAGGGCCCUUGCUUAUAGGUCUCAAAAUAUUUCCUCAUAGCUUAUAAGAGAGACAGCAAAGUCCAAUGGCUAAAGCAUCAGACUGAUAGUGAGGAGACCUGAAUUCUGACUCAUUGUGUAACCAUGGGCAAGUCGCUUGAGCUCUGUGCUUCAGUUUCCUCCUCUCUAAAAUCGGAAUGAUAAUUCUUACUCACCUUUGCAAAGCUGUUGAGAUCUAGCAUGACUAUAAACCCUUGGGGGCAGGGACCCUUUUACCUGUGUGAUUGUACAGCACUGUCACAAUGGAGCCUGGAGACUAUGGCUUCUACCACAACGCAAAUAGUUACACAGAUGAAAAGAGCUAUGUAAGUGUUAAGUAUCAUUAUUUUAAGUCUACAUUUAAUUGCAUGCAUCCCCAGCUCAAAGUUGUUCAUUUGUAAAAAAAAGAUUCCUGAACGCCCUGGAGUCAACACACUUUUCUUUCUAUGUGGAAGAUUUUUGGUGUGGGAACAUUGGGGAAAUGUUGGGGA
This is a messenger RNA of Gopherus evgoodei (Goodes thornscrub tortoise), 3705 nucleotides long. RefSeq names its product RAB39A, member RAS oncogene family (gene RAB39A). Gene Ontology annotation, cellular component: Golgi membrane. Lineage: Eukaryota; Metazoa; Chordata; Testudines; Testudinidae. Gene Ontology annotation, biological process: Rab protein signal transduction. The record is from RefSeq and is a predicted model, not a curated record. The transcript is spliced from 2 exons. Bases 1 to 750 code for a protein of 249 amino acids. Gene Ontology annotation, molecular function: GTP binding; GTPase activity.